Molecule: messenger RNA, 696 nt
Organism: Pterocles gutturalis (yellow-throated sandgrouse)
Lineage: Eukaryota; Metazoa; Chordata; Aves; Pterocliformes; Pteroclidae
Product: centlein-like
Exons: 2
Biological process (GO): protein localization to organelle; centriole-centriole cohesion
Cellular component (GO): centriole; centrosome
Source: RefSeq, a predicted model, not a curated record
GUACAACAACUAGAAAGAAGAUUCAAAGCUAUUGAAGGGGAAUUAAAGAAACAAAAAGAAGUAAAUGAAGACUUAUUGAAAGAGAAAAAUGAUUUGAAAGCAUCUUUAAAAGUGCAAAAGGAAGAUGCAGACACAAGAGAAAGAGACCUGGAAAUGCUGCUUAAGAGGAUUUGUGAAACAGAAAAAGACAAAGCAUAUCUUCAGUUAGUGAUUGCUGAGCAGGAAAAAGAAGCUGCCUCUUUGAAGAGGCAAGUGGCAGAAGCUAACAGGUUGAGAAAUGAAAAUGAAGAUUUGCUGAGUCAAGCACAGGAGCUGAAGUGUUUACUGGACGAAGCCAAAGCAGUGGCAACCUCUGGGCAAUGUAAUUGUAAGACAGCAGGCACCAAGGUUAAAUUAAAAACAGCCAAGAAAAAGAGCUCUUUGGGAGAUCAUGGAGCUUUUCUCAAACAGUCCAUCAAGGUUAUGAGUAAUGUAUUUGAGAACUUCAGUAAGGACGGCUGGGAGGAUGUGAGUGAAAGCAGUGACUCUGAAAUACCAACUUGUGAUAGUUUGGAAACAGUGAUUAUGAAGACAGUGCAAAACAUUGAUCCACUGCCAGAAAGAAGUAAACAACAGGGAAAGAAGCAAAUACAAGACAGUCAAAAGCCCUGCAACAUUGUUCAUUUAGAAGGCAAAAACCAGCAAUAUAAUAAAAAG